AUGCAAAGACCGCCGCGUAUAAUCAAAUGGUUAGCAUUCAGUGCAACUUCAGCUUUAGUGCUUAAACUGUGUUUUGAUAAUUUAUUUCAUAUUCUAUCGCCGACAAAAAAUCGAUAUAUGAUGAGUUCAUCGAAUGAAUUUGAUCAAAAUCCUCUAACACAAUGGGCGUUAUCAGGUGAAAGAAAGAGACAAACAAAUGGAGAAGUUAAUGAUGAAAUAAAACAACGCGAUGAUCUGAAAUUAAUUGGUGCACAAAUUUUCUUUCGACAUGGGGCAAGGACGCCAUUGAAUUUAUUACCAGGAUUAGAAGAAGUAAUGACUUGUCUAUUUUUUAUAAUUUUUUCGAGAAUACUUCCGUACCUUGUUAGUGUUUAUCGUUCUGAAUUCAUAGUAACAUACACGAAGAAACAUUUCGAGAGUUAUGCACCAUCAAAAUGGGACGUAAAAUUAAAAACAGAAUUGGGAGAUAAAACUUUGUCAGCAAAAGCAUUUUUAGGUGAUAGAAUUCGAGCGUUAAAGGCAGCUGAUGGUGGCACAGUUGUUUCAGGACAACUUACUGCUAUCGGUGAAGAACAAUUAUAUACACUUGGUCAGUCAAUGAAACCAGAUUUUAUUGCUUCCGAGUUGAUACCGCCUGUCUAUGAUCCAAAUAUUACUUAUUGUCGAGCAACGUACAUGGACCGAACAAUUGCUUCAGCACGCUCAUUUCUAGCCGGCUUGUUUUCCGAUGAAAAUCAAAAAGUUCAGGCAAAAGGUCCAUUUGAGAUUGAAUGUCAUAGCUUUCCCUAUGAAACGUUAUUUCCUAAUCCACGUGUUUAUCCUAUUUUGGAAAAAUGUCAUAAUGCUACAUCGUUGUAUGAAUCUUUACACGAUGAUCAUGAAUUAAAGAAAGCGAGAAACGCCGUUUUGAAACAUAUCGGAGCAUUUGAUUAUAAACACGGCAUCGUAGAAUUGAGCGAUGAUAUUAUUUCAAGAAAAGCACAUGGAUUUUCAGUUCCAGAAGAUCUACUUACAUUAACAAAAGAUUUUGAAAGUUAUGCGGCAAGAGAAUACGUUAUCAUGGCGCCAUAUUAUAAGUUAUAUAUUUAUUCGGGUCAUGACAGUACGCUUAUCCCUCUGGCAAUGGCACUAGACGUUUUUGAUAUGAAAUGGCCACGAUAUGCAAGCCAUAUUGUAAUGAAAUAUUAUUCGUCAAUUGCUGAUCCAUCAGACACUUAUGUGCUGGUGAAUUUUUCUGGACAGCCUCAAAAAUUACCUAACUGUGAUACGUAUUAUUGUCCAUAUUCAACAUUAUUAAACAAUUUACAAAAUCGUAUUGAUGUACCAAAAACAGUCAAUUGA
Didymodactylos carnosus is the source of this 1341-nucleotide messenger RNA. The record is from the annotation of a GenBank genome assembly. Lineage: Eukaryota; Metazoa; Rotifera; Eurotatoria; Philodinida; Philodinidae.